GAUAUAAGCGUGAGCUCGAAUAAAAAUAUGCUUCUUGUAAGACAUUGAAAGGCACUUCAACUCAGUUGUCUGCCAGUUGUCGAAGCGUAGAAAACGUGCAGCGCGCGAAGCAAGAGCGUCGUAAAAACGGGGUAAACAACUUUAGAGACUUGUUUUUCAUUUGAUUUUUUUUAUCAAACGAGGAAAACGAAGAAGCAGAAGAGCAAUUGAGGAGAAGAGAAAAAAAAAACACAUAAACUCUGAUUAAUUUGAAUUAAUUGAAAUAAAAAGACGGACUAGUGAUUGAAAUGUUUAAAUGGAAAAGUGAUGAAAGAGUUUUAAUAAUAAUUUCGUAUUUUCAAAAUAUUAUUAAUAAAUAAAAAAUAAAACAAAAACCGAACGCCUAAGCAAAAAUAGACUAUUUGAACUGUUGGUGGAAAAAGUACUUUUUAAUAAAAAGAAAAAUCAUAUAAAUAAUUGUGCAGUAAAAACUGUUCGCGCUUUUAGAAAAUAUUUUCAUUGCGCAAAGUGCCAUUUCAAAUUCAACAAAAACAAAAAUACUACACAAAAAUUUUGAAAACAGCUGAUUAGUGCGUGAGACUCGCUAACAGCUAACAAAGCCACAUUCUUACAUAGAAGAAUACCAAAUACUUAGUGCUUCAAGAUGAAUCAGAUAUGCAAAGUCUGCGGUGAACCAGCCGCCGGUUUCCAUUUUGGCGCCUUCACAUGCGAGGGCUGUAAGUCGUUCUUCGGACGCUCCUACAAUAAUAUCACAUCGAUUAGCGAGUGUAAGAACAAUGGCAACUGCGUGAUUGAUAAAAAGAAUCGCACCACCUGCAAAGCCUGCCGCCUACGCAAAUGCUUCACGGUGGGCAUGUCAAAAGGGGGUUCUCGUUAUGGUCGCCGCUCCAACUGGUUCAAGAUACACUGCUUACUGCAGGAACAGCAACAGCAAGCCAUUGAUGCAGCGAAUAAGGCCGCAGCUGCUGCUGCUGCCGGCGGCAAUCAAGUCACAACGCAAAAUGCCGCUGGUUUCGUUGAUAUGGCCAGCGCGGCCGCCGCCGCUGCUGCUACGGCAGCCAAACAACACAUGCAUUCGCUUAAUCCACACAUGGCUGCCGCCGGCGGCUUACUCGGCUAUCCUGGUUACCAUUUGCCUGAAAUGAUGGCACAGGCUGCACCUUUUAUGUCUACACGUCAUCCUGCCGCCGAUGCUGCUGGUUCGCUGCCCUUCUUCAUGAUGAACCAAAUACCGAGCAUGGGCUCAGCGCAGUCUGCUUUCCAGUUACCGCCACAUCUGCUUUUCCCCGCCGCUGCUGCGGCCGCUUAUCAUCCAAAUUCCGCGCUCGCUGCUGCAGCGGCUGUUGAUGUUGCCUACCGUUCAGAAAUGUACAAUAAACACCGCCAGUCUGUCGAUUCAGCUAAAUCUGGCGAUUCGGCGCAUCGUUAUUCUCCACAAAUUGCCGCCACUGCUGCGGAGCAGCGUGUUCGCGAACAGCAACAACAACAACAAUCAGGACGUCACUCACCGGAAUUGUGCGUGUCGGGUGGCGACGAUGAUGAGGACGAUGAAUUGGAUGUGCACUCGCCUUCGCCUAUCAUGGCGACCACAAAAACACACCAGCGCGCUGUCCACCAAGUGCAAGAAGCGCAACAAGCACAACAACAAAAGUUGCAUCACCACCAAAUACACAGCCCCAUUGCAAUACGUGCCACACCGCACACCACCUCCACACUCAGCAGCGCACUCUCCGUCCCGGUGCCUACCUCUGCACUUACACCCAACUCAGUAUGUUCGCCAACACACCAACCCAGCUCUCCAACACCAACAGCCAGCGCUGUCGCCGAAUCAGCAGCGCUCUCUUUCGCCGCCAAAAUGCAAUCACUCUCUCCGGUCUCCGUCUGCUCCAUUAGUGCUGAGAGCUUUAGCGCCACAAGCCCACAACUACGUAAUGCCAGUAAUGUUGCUGAUGCGCAGGAUUGCCCCAUGGAUUUGAGCAUGAAAGCGGUCAGCUCGACGACGCACGGUUCGACGCAUAGCAGCAAUACCAGCAGGGGUAGUGGCGUUUGCGAUAUGCAUUGCGAACUGAGUGAAGAAGAAGCGUCGGCGAUUGAUGUACGUCGUAAAUUCUAUCAGUUUAAUAGUGAACAAAGUUGCGAGUCGGAUAGUUCGUCUGAUGGCAGUGGUGCCGCUGUGGGAGUAAGUAAGCGUCAGAAAAUGAUCGAUGAGGGUUACAACUCGGUGGGUUAUGCCUCGUCACAGGGUUCAACAGUAUCGACGACGUCAGCGACGAGCUUGCACGGCAUCUUCGUAUGCGUGUAGAUCAUGGAUAUGUAUGCAUAUGCACAUACAUACUCGUACAUAGUGUUUUCGGCGCCGGCGCUCAGUGCAAAUGUGGCUUAGAGUAGGCGCUGUGGGAGGAGCUCAUUCGCCGCCAACAAAGCUGUCAUUAUUCGUCUAUGUUGUUGUUAUUUUUAUUCGUUCAUGCUUGUUUUUGUGAUCUUUGAUCGAUGCAACUGUUCAAAUGCAAAUGAGCACACACUCACACAUAGCGAUUUAAGGCAACGUGUGCUCUCCAACACCACUUUGAUCGAUUUCGCACGCCUACACAUGUUUGAAUUGCUCGCGCUCACCUAACGGUCGCAACAGCUUACCAUUAGUGUAUUAGAUGACAUUUCCAAACACAUAGGCAGAUACACAAGCGCACUCUUCUCUCUCCUUUGCGCACACAGCACACACAAAUCGCACCGAGUUAGCUGUUUUAAAUGAGUUAAAGCGAGAUGGCGAUGCAAUGCAGGCGGUUGUUAGACGGCAAACGAAGAAACAAAUGAGCGUAAAACAACAACUACAUAUGUAUGUAUAACAAUAACAUGUGUGUGUGUGUACAAUCAAAUCCAAAUAUAUUUACUACUGUAAUUGAAUUUAAUGGCAAUUUAGUCGCAUUUAGUCGAUUUUAAUUUAAUUAAUGCAAAUUUAAAUGGAAAUGUUUUUAAAAGUUAUGUUAGUUUUUAGUGAAAUAUGGACAUAUGGAAAUAUGAUAAACGCGAAGUAUUAGAAAAAUAAUCUGUCAAAAAGUAUAUGAAAGUUAGGUAGUUUUUAAUGAAAAAAGAAACGGAAAAAACUGUUUAAUAGCACCACCAAUUAAUUCUUAAUUAUUAUAAUGUAAACUUAGAAGAUGUUUGUAAAUAGUUAGCUAUUCCCCAAGUUUCAAAUCUAUGACUAUGUUUUUUUCCUAAAUUUUCAUAUGUGCGCUUACAAAAAAUUCUAUUUAUUAUGUUUGUCCACGCGCGCAUCUUCUGUAUUUAUUACUGCUUGACUUCACUGUAAAUAACUAAUUAAUAUAUGUCUAUAUGUAUUUAUAUAUAUAUGUAUAUAUGUAUGUAUACGUAAACACAUGCGCACAUAAAUGCGUAAUCGUUUUAGUUUUAGUUUUAUUUUCAGUUGUCGAGAUUGAAAUAUCAAAAAUAUGAAAACAAAUAUUGUCUACGUCCAAAAUUUUUAGCUUUUAUUGAUUUUUAGUCUCUCAAUAGUUAGAAUUGAAUGUAUUUGUUUAUUGCUGCGCAGAGAUAAAAUAAAUUAUAUGGAUGUUUUUAUUUUCCUAAGGUGAAUAAUUUUGAAUUGGAGUUGCUUGUAGCUUCUGACAUCACUGCAACCAAGUGCGAUAUUCUCAUUACAAAGGUAGGGAGGUAGGUGAAAUGCUUGAAG
Messenger RNA from Anastrepha ludens (Mexican fruit fly), 3685 nucleotides. RefSeq names its product zygotic gap protein knirps (gene kni). Gene Ontology annotation, molecular function: DNA-binding transcription factor activity; zinc ion binding; sequence-specific DNA binding. Gene Ontology annotation, biological process: regulation of DNA-templated transcription. The record is from RefSeq and is a predicted model, not a curated record. NCBI's taxonomy places the organism in Eukaryota, Metazoa, Arthropoda, Insecta, Diptera, Tephritidae. The transcript is spliced from 3 exons. Bases 644 to 2302 code for a protein of 552 amino acids.